Messenger RNA from Drosophila persimilis, 1962 nucleotides. RefSeq lists its product as uncharacterized. NCBI's taxonomy places the organism in Eukaryota, Metazoa, Arthropoda, Insecta, Diptera, Drosophilidae. The transcript is spliced from 3 exons. The record is from RefSeq and is a predicted model, not a curated record. Bases 286 to 1740 code for a protein of 484 amino acids.
ACGUUCAGUUCAGUCUUUAAAAGCUCCGAGCUUCCCACAAGCCAGAAAAGCUCCUAGCCCAGCAUACAGCACGCGCCAAGUUACAAGAAAAAUAAAUAAAUAUUUCUGCUCUGCUGCCGCUCUGCGAUUUGCCGUUAAAACGGAGUGUUAGUUGAAACGAUUUUUUUUGUUCAAGUGCUUUAUUGAUUAUUGAUUGAUUGUUCUGUGGCCGCUGAAGUUGAGUGCCCAAUCCGCAUCCCCAGCGAGUGGAGUGUCCCGCCAGGAGAGCACACUUGUAGUUUGACAAUGGGAAGCUCCAGGAAUAUCAUGCUGCUCCUGCUGGUGGCCAGCGCUGCCUUUGUCUCGUUGGCAGACGCCAAGACCGUCUUCAGGCGCACCGACAAGAUCUCCGAGAACUUCAAGCAGCUGGACCUGCCGCCCGAGGAGAUCGACCCAAACGUGGCGCCCCCAGAAUCGGAUCCACCCAAGGUGGAUGACGUCGAAGACAUGGCCGAUGAAGUCGCCUCCGCCUCUACCUCGCUGAUCGAUGAGAGCGCCAACGAGAUUUCCAGCGGCGAUGUGGGAGCUUUGCCAGCUGAAGCUGCCAAUGCGGUUGCGGAUGUGAUUCCCGCCGCCGCUGCCGCUCCUGCCCCUGCACCCGCUGCAGCUGCUGCUGCCGCCGCUGUGCCCGCCGCUGUGCCCGCCGCUGUGACCACAGUGGCACCCAAGGUGACCACGGUCAAGCCGGUCACGGAGGACAAGAACCCGAUCAACAGGUACUGCAAGUGCACGGAGACCCACUGUGACUGCUGCCGCAAGAUUGGCCUGCCCCUGCUGCCCAGCGGACAGGGCUGCGCCAAGAUCGCCUACCUGGGCAACGACGAGAUGAGCGUCUCGCUGAAGUACGGCGACAUCACGCUCGCCUCGCGUCGCAUCUCCAGCAAGAAGGCCCGCCCCAUCUGCGUGGGCCUGCCCGGCGGCUACAACCAGUUCUGCGGCCGCGUCUACGGUCUUGGCCGCGCCAAGGACAACUUCAAGGCCUGCUUGGCAUUUGAGCUGCGCGCGGACGAUGAGGUGGAGGCCCAGCUACGCGUCUCCUGCUUCAAGUUCGGCAAGGACGGCCUCCGGGUGGCCGAGGCUGAGCCCCUGCCUGCCAAGCCCAGCGGCGACGAUGACGACGAUGAUGAUGACGACAUCUUCGGCUUUGCCGCUGGUGGCGACGACGACGAGGAUGAGGAGGAUGACUACGACGCCGACGCCGACACCGACACCGACACCGAGACGGAUACAGACGAUGACGACGAUACCGAUGACUACACCGAGGACGAUGACGCUGAGGCGCCCGAGGAAGCCGACUACGGUGGCUUCAGCCUGGCCGGUCUACUCGACGAACUGGACGACGACGACGAUGAGAAGCCCGUAAAGAAGCCAGCGGCUGCAGCUGCUGCCAUCACACCGGCCGGGGAUCAGACCCGUGAGGAGGCUCAGACAACCACCGACCUGGUCCAGAGCAAAGACGACGCGGGCGCUACCGCUGCUGUCCCAUCUCCGGCUGCAGUGGCAGAGGAUGCUGUGGAGGAAGCCGUCGGCGCAGUGACGCCGGCGCCAGCCGAGACUUCCGCCGACUCGACAACGCCCAAGGCAAAGAAGUCGAAGAAAGCGAAAAAGAACAAGAAGAAGAAGGCUGUGUCCGCCGGAGCCGGCGAGGAGUCCGGCUUCGCCUACGAGCUGCUCAACGGCAUCCUCGACUUCUUCAAUUGAGCGGCCGUCGUGAGGACCGUGUAAAUACCUUGUACCCCCGGAUCCGGAUAUGCAGAUGGAACUGGGACUGGUACUAGAGCAGGAGCCAGAGUCGGAGUCCGGCUUCCUGGUGCUAGGGUUACGUAAUACUAUCUGUUAAGGGUCUCGUCAAAUAAUGCGCUUGCUUCACGAAAUUUAUUUAUUAUCUAUUUAUUCGAUUGAGAUUUUCGGGUGCGCGAUUCA